AUGUGCAAGCAGCGCCCCCCCUCCCUGCAACCCCCCCAGGCUGGGACCCUGCUUUGUGCCCCCGGGGCCUGUGCCCGGCUGGACUGCACUGCCCAGGAGGGGACGCCCGGAGCCUGCUGCCCCCAAAGCCAGGCCCCGGUGACGGAGCCCCCCAACUCAGGCUGCCAGGACGGUGCCACCUGGCGGGAGCACACGGAGGAGUGGGCGCCGCUCGCUGACCCCUGCCAGAUUUGCCGCUGCACGGAGGGUCGUGUGUUGUGUGUGCAGAGGCAGUGUGCCCGCCUGUGCCCGCACCCCGCCAGCCCUCGCCCCGGCACCUGCUGCCCCGUCUGCGAUGGAUGCUCCUUUGAGGGCCGCGACUAUGCCAGCGGGGAGCCAGUGCCCAGCGCUGAGCCCUGCACCCAGUGUGUCUGCACCGCCGGGGAGGUGUCGUGCCAGCGCCUGGAGCCCAGCUGCCCGCCCGCGCCCUGCAGCCACCCUGCCCACACCCCUGCCCAGUGCUGCCCAACAUGCCACGGCUGUGAGUUCGAGGGCAGCGUGUACCAGGAUGGGGAGAGGUUCAUCGCCCAGGGUGCCGGGCGCUGCCUGCACUGCACCUGCUCCGCCGGCUCGGUGCAGUGCUUACCCUCCCUGUGCCCCCCUGCGCCCUGCCCGCACCCCCAGACCCUGCCUGGCCACUGCUGCGCCACGUGCCCAGGCUGCUCCUACCACGGCGUGACGGCCACCCACGGACAGAGCUUUGCCGACCCGGAGGACGCCCAGUGCUCACAAUGCACCUGCCAGGCUGGGUCAGUGCAGUGCCAGAGGGGGCCAUGCCCGCCGGCCUCCUGCCCCCACCCUGCCCCAGGGGCCUGCAAUUGCCCCCUGUGCCAAGGCUGCCACUUCCAGGGCCAGGACCUUGCAGACGGGGAGACCUUCGCAGCCCCGCAGGACCCGUGCGAGCAGUGCCAGUGUCAGGAGGGGGCCGUGCUGUGCGCCUGGGUCUCAUGCCCCCCGCUGACCUGCACCCACCCAGUGACGGAGCCGGGUGUCUGCUGCCCCCGCUGCCAAGCCUCCCCCCUCUGCCCUCCCCCCGUUGCAGGGGGUGUACUAGAGGCUGAUGGGCGCCGCGUGCCGGACGGAGAGACCUGGACGGACGAUGCCGACGCCUGCGUCACCUGCACCUGCAGUCUGGGCCACGUGCAGUGCCAUGUGGAGGAGUGCACGGACCUCGCCUGCCCCGAUGGCCUGGAGCGGGUGCAGGUGCCCGGCACCUGCUGCGGCCAGUGCCAAGUGCCAGGCAGCACCUGCUCCUACCAGGGCCGCCGGUUCGAGUCCCGUGAGCGCUGGCAGGUGGACGCGUGUACGGCCUGCUCCUGCGUGGCCGGGGAGGUGCACUGCCGCAGCCAGCGCUGCCCCCCGCCCGCCUGCGGCCCCGACGAGGCGCCGGCGCUGACGCCGGGACGGUGCUGCCCCCACUGCCACCCACGCCCGGCCACGUGCCAGGCCUUCGGGGACCCGCACUACCGCACCUUCGACGGGCGCCUGCUGCACUUCCAGGGCGCCUGCACCUACGUGCUGGCCCGCGACUGCCAUGCCGAGGACUUCAGCGUCCACGUGAGCAACGAUGCCCGGGGCCACACGGGCGUAUCGUGGACCCAGGAGGUGGUGGUGCAAGUCGGGGGCACCUGGGUGCAGCUGCUGCAGGGCGGGGAGGUCAUGGUGGACGGCGAGGCGGUGACGCUGCCCUUCCUGAAGGAGCCGGCGGUGUACGUGGAGCGCCGGAGCGGCACCGUCCUACUCAACACGCACGUCGGCCUCCAGGUGCAGUGGGACGGGCGCUCGCACGUGGAGCUGAGCGUGCCGGGCACCUACCGCGGCCGGACCUGCGGCUUGUGCGGCAACUUCAACAGCUUCGCCCAGGACGACCUGCGCGGCCCCGGCGGUGACCUGCUGCCCUCCCACGCCGCCUUGGGCAACAGCUGGCAGGUAGCGGCGCCGGGGCAGGACGGGGGCUGCGGGCCGGCCCGCGACGUGGAGCCGUGCCAGGAGGCCGGGUACCGGGCGCGGCGGGAGGCGAACACGCGGUGCGGGGCGCUGAAGGCACCACCCUUCACACGCUGCCACGGGCUGGUGCCGCCCGAGGGGUUCUUCGCUGCCUGCGUGUACGAUGCCUGCGCCUGCCGCGCCGACGCCGGUGCCUGCCUCUGCGAUGCCCUCGAAGCCUACGCCGCCGCGUGCCGCCGCGCCGGACUGGUGCUACACUGGCGCUCGCCCACCCUCUGCGCCGUGGGGUGCCCCCGGGACCGGGGCUACGUGUUCACCGAGUGCGGCCCCCCCGGCGUGUUGGACUGGUCCAUCUCCCCCUUUUGCCCCCCCCCCCCCCCCCAUUUGUUUUGGGACUUCCAGCUGCUGGACAUGGAUAGGGACGGGCGUGUGAGCCCGUGGGACGCGGGGCUGCUGCUGCAGGGCGUGCGGGGGGCCAGGGCUGUGGGCACCGCCUGGCACCACUACCUGGGGCAGCACCGCCACGGCUUGGCCUGGGCCGACAUCCAGGCCUGGCUGUCCGGAGACCCCCAGCCUCCCCCAGCCCCCUGGACAGGAUGUCGAGCUGAGCCGGACACCGAUUGCUCCAUGGAGAGGGGCGCCAGCCCCAGACAAAGCAGCUCCCUGCCCCGAGGGGGGGCAAAGCUUCAGCUCCAGCAGCUCCUGGACUGGUCCUGGGACCCGAAGCUAAAGCCCAUCCCCGUGGCAUCGGGCCGGGCACAGCCGGCCGUGGGGCAGCAGACGGAGCUGAGCUGGAGACCUGCACAGGUAGGAGCUGGGAAGCAGGGGGGGUCCUGGCUGGGGCCCCUGGAUCCGGGCCCCCCCCAGCCCCUGUGCCCCCAGCUGGAGCGGGACAGGGCCUGGCAGAGCCGCCUGCUGCCCCCCGGUGACCCAGAGCCGGCAGGCGCCUGGGGGCAGCUGCGCGCUGCCCUGUGGGAAGCCUGUGCCCGGCGGCUGGUGCAGGGGUCGGAGGAGGCCGUGUGCAUGGACCGCGCCAUAGCCAUGCACCAGGAUGCCUGGCACAUGCAGGAGUCGGAGCUGCAGGGCACGGUGCCUGGGUAUGGACCCCCGGGCUGCUCCAGGGUGGCAACAGGGAGCUGGGACCCCCCCGGACAGCAUGGGCAGCCCCCAGCAGCGCUCCUAGAGCAGGACUCCAUGCCCCACGUCCCGGAGCUGCACCUGGUUGAGGCUGCAAUGCCAGGAGCUGUGGGCACCCAGACCCAGGGGGUGCGGGAUAUCCGGGCACUGUGCCCCGCACCCCAGGCCAGGCCCCAAAGGCUGCUGCAGGGAGGACCGGUAACUUUGGGGCUCCUGGAAACCGGGGAGAUGCCGGCACCGCAGAGCCAGGGAUCCCCAGUGAUGGAGCGGGCGGGCAGUGAGCUGCAGGAAGAGGGGGUGGCAGACCCCAGUGAGGCCCCCCCAGCAGGUCCCGGAGCCCAGGGCAUGGAGCACCUGGCGUCGCUGGCCAGAGACACGGAGCCGCAUGCCCAGAGCACGCGUGGACCUGCAGAGGCUUGCCAGGCUCCGGAGACGCUGCCCAGGCCCCCGGUGCCCCCACAAGCCGGGAACCUGGAGGUGGGCGAGCCCCACGGAGCAGCGCGGAGCCGGCCAGAGCCACAGACCCCCGCGCCCCGGUGGCUGGAGCCCCGUCCGGCCCAGGGGAGGCUGCCGGGGGGUGAAUGGGUCCUGGUGCCAGAGAGGCAGCACGUGGCUCCGGCGCUGGAGGCUCUGCGGGCUCAGGGGAUGCUGCAACGGCAGCUCCCGGCCCUGCAGCCACGGGGGGCGUCGGAGCCGUGUCGGAGCCAGGGGCAACACCAGGAGCCCCGUCUGGUGCAGGUGCCAGAGCCAGGGCAGACUCAGGGCUCCAGCACCCAGCAAGUGCCCCUGCAAGAAGCCCCCGGCACCCGUCAGAGGGGGCUGGAGCUGCAGCCCCCACUGCCCCAGUGGCUGGAGCCCCAGACCCCGGCGCUGGAGACCCUGAGAGCCCAGGGGAUGCUGCAGCGCCAGCUCCCAGCCCUGCAGCUCCGGGGCCCUGUGCCCGGCCGGCCAGAGGUGCCACGGGCCCCAGAGCUGGAGGGGGGCACGGCCCCCCAGUCCCAGCCGCCUUCGCCACCGGGGGCCACGGCGAGGCCGGGGAGCCACAACCAGCACCUGAGGCCAGAGUGCAAUAGGCCUUGGCCGUGCCCCCUGCGCCGGGAGAAGGCGUUUGUGCUGCCCUCGCGGGCGGAGCAGCAGGCGGCCGUGCGGGAGCUGGCGGUGCUGCAGCAGCGGGCGCGGAGCCGGUGCCAGCAGGACCGUGAGCGCCAGCUGCUGCGGGUGCAGGAGCGGCUGUGCAUCGCCAGGGACAGGAAAGCAGAGGACAACUGCGUGGGCACAUGGGCGGGGGACCUGGCCCAGCUGAGGCAGCAGGCAAGGCCCUGCCCCGAUGCCAGCUCAGCACCACAGGUACGAUGAAGCGGGGCACAGGGGUCCGCACAUCCUUCCAGCAAAGGAUAGCACCCAUGCCCAUCACUGCUGCCCGCCACCCUAGUGCCCUGUUGAUGCCAGGCAGGGCACCCCCCAUCCCUGUUGGUGGCUGCAGGCUGGG
Molecule: messenger RNA, 4612 nt
Organism: Alligator sinensis (Chinese alligator)
Lineage: Eukaryota; Metazoa; Chordata; Crocodylia; Alligatoridae
Gene: KCP
Product: kielin/chordin-like protein
Exons: 30
Coding region: 1-4479 (1492 amino acids)
Molecular function (GO): protein binding
Source: RefSeq, a predicted model, not a curated record